This is a messenger RNA of Heterostelium album PN500, 195 nucleotides long. RefSeq lists its product as uncharacterized. Bases 1 to 195 code for a protein of 64 amino acids. The transcript has 3 exons. The record is from RefSeq and is a predicted model, not a curated record. NCBI's taxonomy places the organism in Eukaryota, Evosea, Eumycetozoa, Acytosteliales, Acytosteliaceae.
AUGAGAUGUUGGAACAAAUAUUUCAUUUUGUUCUUUUGUUUGAGUUGGACACUUUACAUAAGCCAAUAUCCUAUUAAAUCUUUGAAUAAUUCCUUGUUUGUUAUAGCCGACUAUCAUUCACUAAAAUAUUUAUAUCUAUCACAUAACCGAGUAUUAUUAUUUCUUGUUGAUAUUUCGAAUUUUAAAUGUUACUAA